Molecule: messenger RNA, 867 nt
Organism: Fibroporia radiculosa
Lineage: Eukaryota; Fungi; Basidiomycota; Agaricomycetes; Polyporales; Fibroporiaceae
Exons: 3
Coding region: 1-867 (288 amino acids)
Source: RefSeq, a predicted model, not a curated record
AUGUCCAUCGAACGUGCAAAAAGGCAGUAUCAGUCCUUCCCUGGAUCCCAGUAUAUACUCCCAUCCGACAUUAUAGAAAGGGACCGACUGGCCCUUCAGCACCGCGUUCUGAAACAAGCUCUUGAGAAUCAGCUGAUCCGUCCACCUGUUUCGCUCAAUGCUGGAGACCGGAUUCUCGACAGUGGGACCGGAUCUGGAACUUGGUUAUUGGACAUAAUCGAAAUGGUGUCGCCAGACGUGAUCCUAAUCUGCAUCGACAUUGAGCCCCGCCUUUUUCCUACGACUUGUCCUCAGGUUAUCUCGCGCGGAAAAGUGGACUUCAGUGUUUGUUCGAUCACCAAGCUACCCGCGGACUGGAGCGAAUCAUUUGCGUUCAUCAAUCAGAGGCUGCUAAUAGCUGCUUUACGCACAGAGGAGUGGAAGGAGGCCUUUGAAGAGAUGCACCGUACACUAUUACCAGGAGGAUGGGUUCAGCUCGGCGAAAUUGGCACGCUAAAGUGCGGCCCGGUGACUGAGAAAUAUCAAUCCCUUCUUCGGGCAUUAUUUUCCUUCAGGGGAUUAGAUCUCGAUUGCGUCAUGCACAUUCCUCUGCUACUGAAGGACACCGGAUUUACCAAUAUCAGCGUGAAGAAACACUCUAUACCACUUGGACGAUGGGCGGGCGAGAUGGGCAUAGAAGCCCGCGACAAUUUUAUUGGAGCAUACGUGGGGAUGAAGGAUGCUAUAUUGAGCGCCGGAGGGUUUGGAUUUGUCAAGACUGAGGUGGAAUUGGACGCCUUGCAUCUUGCACUGGAGAAAGAAUGGGAUGAAACCGAAGGCUCUAUUAUUGAAUACGUAGUAUUUUGCGCUCAGAAAUGUACACUGUGA